GAAUUUUAUUUGAAAUCAACAAACAAAGACAUUCUGUUGAUAAAGUAUACUUUACUCCUCAGUUUACAGUUUGGGAAAUUGGGCUGGGGGUGCCAUACACAUGUACAUGUGGAAUAUGGCCGCUGAAAGGACAGUAUUCCGCAUCAGGAAGGCGUUCUUUCGAAGCCUACUGAGGCAGAACAUUGGAUGGAUUGAAAUGAACAACAUAAGUGCUCUGAACACAAGGUUGACGGGGGAUGUUAACCAUAUUCAAAGUGGAAUCGGCGACAGAAUGGCUAACAGCAUAUACUACCUUUCAAGUAGCAUUGCUUUGAUCAUAUACUCCUUCAUUGAAGGAUGGGAAUUGACGCUUGUUAUUUUGUCAGUGUCUCCGUUCAUUGGAGUAUGCUCAUCUAUGCUUUUAAAGGCUCACGCUCUAAUGUCGUCCAAAGAACAAGCAGCCUACGCUAGAGCUGGUUCUAUUGCAGAAGAAGUACUCGGUUCUAUAAAGGCAGUCGUAUCCUACGGUGGACAGCAGAAGGAAAUCGACAGGUACAAAAUCUACGUGAACGAAGCCAAGAAACGUGGAAUCCUAAAAAGCUUUGUGGUUGGAUUCUCGAUGGGCGUGAACAAUUUCUGUGUCUAUUGUCUCUACGCUAUCUCCAUCUGGUACGGGGGUAAAAAAGUGCGAGACGACGACUACGACCUGGGUAAAGUGCUACUGGUGAUGGUUAGCGUCCUUUUGGGCAGCAUGCAUUUGGGGAAAGCGUUGGACAAUAUACAGCAUGUGGCAAGUGCACGCGGAGCUGCUGCCAAGGUGUAUGAAGUCAUUGACAGGGUAUCAGAAAUAGACAGCAGCUCACCCACAGGGGAGAAACCCGCAACUUUAGCCGGCAGAAUACGAUUCAAAAACGUUCACUUCUCGUAUCCUGCGAGGCCCGACGUUACGGUGCUGGACGGACUGACCAUAGAAGCCAAGCCUGGUCAAACAGUAGCGUUGAUCGGCUCGAGUGGUUGUGGGAAAAGCACGUGUGUGCAGCUGCUGCUCCGCUUCUACGACCCGCUGCGUGGACAGGUCUUCCUCGACGAUCACGAUCUAAAAGACCUGAACGUGAAUUGGCUACGUCGACACAUCGGUAUCGUCAGCCAGGAACCAGUACUCUUUGACAAGAGCAUCGGAGAGAACAUUCGCUAUGGCAUGGAAAACGCUACAAUGGAAGAUGUUAUACGCGCGUCCAAGGAAGCCAACGCUUUCUCCUUUAUCAAUGCACUUCCGCAGAAAUUUGAUACGAUGGUGGGCGAGCGGGGAGCUCAACUGAGUGGUGGUCAAAAACAACGUAUAGCCAUCGCCCGGGCGCUUGUCAGCAAUCCCAAGAUCCUUCUGUUGGACGAGGCAACAUCAGCCCUUGAUUUGGAGAGCGAAUCCAUUGUACAGGAAGCUCUUGAUAAGGCUCGAAAAGGAAGAACAACUCUCGUCAUUGCGCAUCGCCUGUCCACUGUGAGGACUGCUGACGUCAUCAUUGGCUUGAAUAAAGGAAAAAGUGUUGAGAUGGGGACCCACGAGGAACUGAUGGAAAAACAAGGAAUCUACUAUGACUUGGUGACGAGCCAGACGGACCUGCCUGAUGAAAAUGAACAAAGUUUGGAUGACCUGAAGAAGAAGGAAAACAAAGUCAAACAGAAAGCAGAUUCAAGUGCUGUCGCCAAAGAUUCUACCAAAGAAACGGAUGAAUAUGAGGACGAUGAAGAUUUGCCGGAUGCCCCAUUUACUCGUCUCUUCAAGAUGAAUAUCAAUGAACUUCACUACAUCAUAAUUGGGUGUUUAUCUAGUGGUAUAAUUGGUGGGAUACAGCCUGCCUUCGGUCUUAUCUUCGCUGAGAUGGUCGAAGCCUUCUCGAAACCGGAUGACGAGAUGAGAGAUGACUUACGUGAUGUCUCACUGCUAUUUGUUGGACUGGGUGUCUUAUACCUAGUCUUUUCCUCUCUCAUGGGCUUUAUGUUCGGGCUGUCCGGAGAAGCUCUCACCUUUCGGAUCAGGACUGCGACUUUCAGAGCUAUGCUGCGGCAGGAAAUGGGAUGGUACGAUAGGCCCGAGAACAAUACUGGUUGCUUGACUACCAGACUGGCAAAUGACGCGUCUUUAGUACAUGGAGCCACAGGAACCCAGAUUGCCUUCAUAAUCCAGCUCCUCUGCAACAUUGGCAUUGGUCUCGUCAUUUCUUUCAUCGUCGGGUGGCAGCUGACCUUAGUGGCACUUGGUGUCAUUCCUUUUGUUACGGCGUCCUUCUAUAUCCAAAUUAAAGUCGCCGCUGGGGACGCAACUGGUCGCACCAAGGCUUUAGAAGCAGCUGGAGCGAUUGCUGUCGAGUGCAUGGAGAACAUACGAACCGUUUCAUGUUUAUGCAGGGAGGAAAUGUUUCUGAAUGCCUACUCGGAUGCACUAGUGGACAUGGUCAAUAGAAGGCACAAAUCAGCUUUGAAAAGCGGUUUUGCCUACGGCAUGGCAAAUGGAGGUGUCUUUUUCACGCUUGGCGUGUUGUUUAUCUAUGGUGGCUAUCUCAUAGAGGUGAAGGAGAUGGACUUCAAAGACGUUGUCAUAGUAUUGGUAUGCAUCCUGUACGGCUCUGCUUAUCUGGGAGAGGGCUCGAGUCUGUUUCCAAGCGUUGGAGCAGCCAAGAUCGCAGCAAGACGGAUUUUCAAACUGACUGAUGCUGUGCCAACCAUAGAUGCCUUCUCAACAGAAGGUGCACAACCUAAGGAGUUCGGCAGCAAUAUAGAGUUUAAAGGUGUCCACUUCUCCUAUCCCACCCGGCCUAGCGUGCCAAUCUUACAAGGACUAAACCUGACCGUGGACCCCGGGCAGACAGUAGCCCUAGUUGGCGCCAGUGGAUGUGGUAAGAGCACUACCAUCAGCCUCCUGGAGAGAUUUUAUGACCCAAAAGAGGGUAGACUGAUUCUCGGAGGUCAUGAUUCUAAAGCCUUGAACAUCCAGUGGCUUCGCAAUCAGAUCGGCAUCGUGUUCCAGGAACCUACCCUUUUUGAUCGGAGCAUAGCAGAAAAUAUCGCCUACGGUGACAACACUCGCAAAGUGGGAAUGGAAGAAAUCAUUCAGGCAGCUAAAAAUGCCAACGUUCAUUCCUUCAUAGAGGCUCUCCCGCUGGGUUAUGAGACAAACGUUGGAGGCCGAGGCACUCAGCUCAGUGGAGGUCAGAAACAGAGAGUGGCGAUAGCAAGGGCGCUUGUCAGAAAUCCCAAGAUUCUUUUGUUGGACGAGGCCACGUCAGCCCUGGAUACAGAAAGUGAAAAGAUCGUCCAAGAAGCUCUGGAUAAAGCCCGACAAGGCCGCACAUGCGUAACCAUCGCUCACCGACUGUCCACGAUCCAGAAUGCUGACAAGAUCAUUGUCUUUGAGCAGGGUGUAGUGGCUGAGGCAGGCACCCAUGCUCAACUCAUGGCCAACAAAGCGCAGUAUUACACACUUCAGUCAAUGAAUGCUGUGUAGUUCAUUUCCAAGCUGAACAGAAAGCAAUAGAUGUUACGUAAAAUAAUCAUAGUCAACUCACUAUUCGAAAUAAGGGCAUUUGACCUAAUUAAAAGACAUUACAGCUCUUGCAAGCCUAAAUGUGUAUUUCUACCAAACAAAUAACAUAUCCAAAAAUGCCGUAUGCCCACCAUGAGUUUCUAGGAGCGAUUGUUUGUAUGGCAUUUUCUGAAUAGAAUACACAAUGUACAGAUAGAAGACGCAGAACACUAUUAUGCCAACAGAUGAACUGCUCAAAAUGUGACACACUCUUGUCUACCAGAAUUGGAGUCAUUGGCUUUAACAGAAGCCACAAGUCAUUUUAACAGUUAUU
Aplysia californica (California sea hare) is the source of this 3833-nucleotide messenger RNA. RefSeq names its product ATP-dependent translocase ABCB1. Gene Ontology annotation, cellular component: membrane. Gene Ontology annotation, biological process: transmembrane transport. The coding region runs from base 101 to 3481 and encodes 1126 amino acids. NCBI's taxonomy places the organism in Eukaryota, Metazoa, Mollusca, Gastropoda, Aplysiida, Aplysiidae. The transcript has 23 exons. The record is from RefSeq and is a predicted model, not a curated record. Gene Ontology annotation, molecular function: ABC-type transporter activity; ATP binding; ATP hydrolysis activity.